GCGCGACCUUGACUACCUCGCCACAUCCAACGUUCUCAUCCUGGGGGGCGGGGGCGGCUUCUCCGCCGCGGCUGGAGCUCUGCAGGCCGAAGGAGGCGUCAUCCUCCACGCUCGGACACCCGACCUCGCUUUGGAGGGCCUCCCGCACGCCCAUGCGCUGGAGGAUCACGGCAACUUCCGUUGUGCCUACGACCUGGCACCCUUGGCCCAGAGCGUGCUCGGGGAUUGGCCGAA
This is a messenger RNA of Symbiodinium necroappetens, 234 nucleotides long. NCBI's taxonomy places the organism in Eukaryota, Dinophyceae, Suessiales, Symbiodiniaceae. The record is from the annotation of a GenBank genome assembly.